Mesorhabditis belari is the source of this 1749-nucleotide messenger RNA. Lineage: Eukaryota; Metazoa; Nematoda; Chromadorea; Rhabditida; Rhabditidae. The record is from the annotation of a GenBank genome assembly.
AUGUAUAUUCAAUCAUGGGUCUUAGCGGCUUUAUGUGUGAUUGUCAGAACAGUGGACUCGGAUUCAACCACUCAUUCAACCACUACAACUACAACAUCGUCGACCACAAAAAUUCCCCCGGUUGUGCAUUGUGUGAGUGGGCCGGGAAACAAAUGCUUUUUCAUUGGGACAAAUGAUGAAUGUGACCCUUGUGCCAAUGAUCCUUGUGGGCCGGAUCUUCGAUGUUCUUUGAAACAAAAUAGCUGUCAACCACAAUGUUUUUGCAAGAAAAGGACCCAGCAUUUCAUUUUUGGCUCCUGCAUGAGCAUUUGCACUCCAAACCCGUGUAACGAUCAAAAGUGUCAAGAGACUGAAACACUUUCCGAAGGCUAUCGAUGCAUUUGUGAUGCUGAUUGGGAUGGGAAAUUUUGUGAAAAAUGGAAAAAUUAUUGCUUAGAACCAAAGCCGACUAAUUGCCCCAAAGGUCCUCAUGAUUGUCAGAUGAAAGCCCCAGGAGAUUAUGAGUGUGAGUGUACAACGGGCUUUUUUCAUAAUCAAGCCAACAAUAGCUGUGAUAAAAUUGGUCAACUGUUGGAAGUGAAGCUGAAAUUCACCGGUGUCUACUAUCACGAGUUGCUAAAUAACAUCUCAUCUCCAUAUUUUCAAAAUACAACUUUAGAAAUCAAUGAAACGUUAAGCGAUAUUUUCGGUGACGAUUUGCUUGGAUUAGCUUACAAUAAUUUUACGGAAGGAUCACUGAUUGCUAAUUUCAAUGUUUCCCUAAAGGUGCAAGGGUUUCCCGAAGAUAAUGUCAAUAGAUUUGAGCGCUACAUUGUCGAUUGUCGGAGUCGUGACUGGAAAGAGAACGGCUCGCGUCUUUGCUUUCGCUCGCUCGGCGUGCCCUUCAUUUUAUUUGAUGGCAUUCACUCGAAUGAUUUGCGAUGCUCUGGGAUCUUUUGCCCGCCAAGAACACGGUGUAUCCCGCUAGAUAAUGAGAGCCAAAGAGUGAGUUGUGUCUGCGAAAGGGGCUAUAGAAGCAUCGGAACAACGAGCGAUCAAUACGGCGACGUGAUCGAGAAGUGCCAGGAUAUUGAUGAAUGCACUAGCAACGAGGGAUCGCCUUGUCCCUUCGACGAGGUGUGCAAGAAUCAUGACGGUGGUUACAAUUGUAUCUCGACGCCGUGUGCCAAAAAUCCAUGCCCAGGAAAUGCUGUUUGUGUUUCGGAUAGUGUCGGCUUUUACAAAUGUGAAUGCAGCUGGAUCUAUUCGGCAAGUGGUUGCACUUCGGCUUGGCCAUUAGUCGUGCUCAUUGUAGCCAUUUUCCUUCUCAUUUCCACCACCGUACUCAUCAUUUCUCUGAUCUUGUGCUGCGUGCCCGAGCUAGAGGACGAGACGGCUCAGGCCGACAAUUUGCGCGGAGGAGAGCUCGCCUCCGCGCUCUCCUCCUCAUCACUUGAAAACGCCAUCAAUCGAUCGAACGGUGGUUCCCCGUCAUCUCCUUCUUCAUCGGCUGAAGUAAAUCUGGCGCCCGCUGAUCCGAGAUCCACCGAACCUUCGCGGAAUCCCCGUGGACGGAGUCCGCUACUUAAGCAUGUGAACAAAGCGAAGACAACAAUGGGUGACGAGGGAGUUCGUGAGGAACGCAACCAGCUCGCUCGUCAAGAUGCAUCCGUUUCGGCGAUGAUUCGGAGAAGUCCUCUCGGAAGCCGUCCAACGUCGGCUCUUCGCUCCUCGUUACUGCAAUUGCAUGAGCUGAAAGAAGAGAGCUCG